AUGAGCUCGACUCAGGGCUGUGUGGUCUUUGAGGACGUGGCCAUAUAUUUCUCCCAGGAGGAGUGGGGGCAUCUUGAUGAGGCUCAGAGAUCACUGUACCGAGAUGUGAUGCUGGAGAACAUGGCACUUUUGUCCUCGCUGGGUUGUUGCCAUGGGGCUGAGGAUGUGGAGGUGCCUUCUGAGCAAGGUGUCUCUGUAGGAAUGUCACAAGUCACAACUUCAAAGGCCCUUCUAUCCACCAAGAAGACCCAGCCCUGUGAGACAUGUAGCUCACUUCUGAAAGACAUACUGCGCCUGGCUGAUCGUGAUGGAACACAUCCUGAGCAGCGGCUGGAAAAGUGUACAGCAAAUCUUCACCAGCACCAAAAACAGGAGCUUAGAGAGAAACUCUCCAAAGGGGAUAAAAGGAGCCUUUCAUUUAUGAAGAACUGCAGAGUUCACAUGGCAGAGAGGACUUUCCCAUGCAGUGAAUGCGGGAAAGCCUUCACCCACAAACAUAAACUUGUCGACCAUGAGAAAGUUCACACUGAAGAAAGGCCUUAUAAAUGCAGCAAAUGUGGGAUAUUGUUUAUGGAAAAGUCCACACUCAAUAGACAUCAGAGAGUUCACACUGGAGAAAGGCCUCAUGAGUGCAGUGAAUGUGGGAAGGCCUUCCUUUGUAAGUCCCAUCUUGUUCGUCACCAGACAAUCCACUCUGGAGAAAGGCCUUAUGAGUGCAGUGAAUGUGGAAAAUUGUUUAUGUGGAGUUCCACACUCAUUACACAUCAGAGAGUUCACACUGGAAAAAGGCCUUAUGGUUGUAACAAAUGUGGGAAGUUCUUUAAGUGCAACUCCAACCUCUUUAGGCAUUACAGAAUUCAUACAGGAAAAAGGGCUUAUGGUUGCAGUGAAUGUGGGAAAUUCUUUAUGGAAAGGUCCACACUCAACAGACAUCAGAGAAUUCAUACUGGAGAAAGGCCUUAUGAGUGCAGUGAAUGCGGGAAAUUCUUUAGCCUGAAAUCUGUCCUCAUUCAACACCAAAGAGUUCACACUGGAGAAAGGCCUUAUGAAUGUAGUAAAUGUGGGAAGGCCUUCCUUACAAAGUCCCACCUCAUUUGUCACCAGACAAUUCACACUGCAGCAAAGCAGUGCAGUGAGUGUGGGAAAUUCUUUAGGCACAGCUCCACACUCACUGUACAUCAGAGAAUUCACACUGGAGAAAGGCCUUAUGAAUGCCUUGGUUGGUACAAAGGGGCCUUUAUCCACCUCGUAAGGAGACAACAAAUCUCUAAGACGCGUCCAGAAGCAGAGUGGAAACUUCAUAACCCAGAAGACCCUGCGGUGCGCGGAGGCGGGACAGAGCCAAUGAGAGCUUAUGAAGGGACGUAUAUGAGCAUGCGCAGACGCGAGGACGGGACUUCCGGCGCGUUCCUGGGGGCGGCCAUUUUGGUUGGUUUCUCAGGCCUAGGGAGCGCUGGGACGUCACCGAGGCCCACUCUUCCCGAUGAGCUCGACUCAGGUGGGUGCUCGUCCCCGGGCCCUCCGCGGCCCGGCCCCACCUCCGAGUGCCAAAGCUGUGUCCGGUUGACAGGGGCGUUCUGGUGUGGGGCCCCCGUUUCGGCCAGUGUGACGGGGUGUGGGAGGAAGUUCCCGUCGGGGCCGGAACGUGCGAAGGCUCGCGGGUGCCACGGCUUCGACCGCUUUGAGGAACACUGGGGUGGCUGUUGUUUGUGCAGCGAAGAGAGGCUUUGGUGGAGUCUCAGCUGGAAUGUCAACCUGAGCAGCCGGUAG
Propithecus coquereli (Coquerel's sifaka) is the source of this 1770-nucleotide messenger RNA. It is a transcript of the gene ZNF547, whose product is annotated as zinc finger protein 547. Gene Ontology annotation, molecular function: RNA polymerase II cis-regulatory region sequence-specific DNA binding; DNA-binding transcription factor activity, RNA polymerase II-specific. NCBI's taxonomy places the organism in Eukaryota, Metazoa, Chordata, Mammalia, Primates, Indriidae. The coding region runs from base 1 to 1770 and encodes 589 amino acids. The record is from RefSeq and is a predicted model, not a curated record. Gene Ontology annotation, biological process: regulation of transcription by RNA polymerase II. The transcript has 7 exons. Gene Ontology annotation, cellular component: transcription regulator complex; PcG protein complex.